Molecule: messenger RNA, 2138 nt
Organism: Xenopus tropicalis (tropical clawed frog)
Lineage: Eukaryota; Metazoa; Chordata; Amphibia; Anura; Pipidae
Gene: miip
Product: migration and invasion inhibitory protein
Exons: 10
Coding region: 178-1452 (424 amino acids)
Source: RefSeq, a predicted model, not a curated record
GGCAAGUAGAGUUUCUUGUGUGCGGUGCCGGUUGAAGGACAGUAAAAGACCAAGAUAAGGGACGUGUAUCAGUUUAGAAGAAAAACAGGUUUAAUUUUAAAAACACGUGGCCGAUGUGUAAAACAGCACCGAUCGGUUCAGUAGCUGCAACAAGCGAGAUUGUAAACAUCUUCAGAAAUGUCCCUUUCAAUUCAACUUGAAGAACUGCGAAGUGCAAAUCAGUGCCUUCUAAAUCGCUUGAAAGAAAAACAGGAUGAAUUUAGAAAGUGGUCAACAGAAGAAGCAAAAACUGUUCUUCGUGGUGAACAUUGUUGUAAGGACAAUAAAGCACAGACUCCUAUCAAACUUUUUAGUAUGCAAAGAAGCCUGAACAGUGAUCAAGAUCCUACUAUGUUUACCACUCGGGGCCAAGCUUCAGCUGCUCGUGAAGCUCUGAGUUCAUCUAAAAAAAACUCUUAUGUUUUGCUUCCAACACAAAAAGAAUUUAUUGCAAAGCCUACAAACAAUCAUAAAUCACAUAAUGAAUACAGAAACUCAAAGCAUGAAAAAAUAACAUUUUCAGGCAAACACCAGGCUUUUUCAGAACCUGUAACACAGGCAAGCACUUCGGCUGAGUUGUGUAAGGUUGCUGGUCUGCAGUACGCUGACCAAUUAAUGGAUGAAGGCAACAUCAAAAAUAAAGAACCCAGAACUCCCAAAUCCAUUCUCCUGACCCCAGGGAACAAAGGUUCAAAGCGAGAUUUUGGACAUGUUACAUUUCUGCCUGAUAACACAGACAAAACACUGAAUUGGUCACCACGUCCGUUCCUAGGCUAUGAUUGGAUAGCUGGGCUUUUAGAAGUAGAAUCACCUAUAGCCAAUAAGUCAGAGCAGUUCUUUUCAGAUAUAAAUGAGUUUCGACGCGUGAACAGAGAAGAAUGCUUGCAUGAAUAUUACACGAAGCCAGAAGCUCAGGAAACCUCAUUGUCCGAAGACGAGCCUGAUUGCAUCAUUGACACACAUGAGUGUGUCUAUUGCUAUCGUGUGAACAGUCGCUUAUUUACUUCUCCUGUAGGCUCAGAAUCUGCCUGUCCAAUAUGUAAAAAGCACAGGUCCAGAUGUCCUCCAACCAUAGAAGAACCUGCUUAUAUUCGUGUCAGCAUCCCCAGAGCAACACUUCUUCCCCCUUAUAAAUAUAAGGCUCACAGAAGAAAAAGCUUUGAUCCAACAGACAGUCUUGCCUUACCAUCACAUUGUUUGGUUGGCUGGGAAAAUACAGUACCAUCUUGUGAUUUAAGUGUUACCAGCUUGGACCUUAAAACAUCAGUGCAACCCAGUACCGGUGCAUCUGUAUCAACAUGUGAAAAUUCCACUGUGGAUAACGCAUCCUACUAUUCCUCAAGAGCAAGAUCGGAAAAUCUUCUCAAUAUGUCUCGCUGUAUGUUUUUACAGAACUACAGGACCAACUCUUAAAAAAUAUUUAGAGAGUGGUGAAAAAAUUGACAUGAGUACAAUUUGUUCCAGAGAAUUUGUACAUCUAAUCAUUCUCAUCACACUUAAAGUAAUAAACUUGCUUCCAGACUGUUACAAAUGUUCACAAAAUAUUUUUAAAACCUAUGUAAAAUAUUUUAAGACCAUGGUUUGCACUCAGUAAUUGAUAGACUAAAAUCAUUGUUUCAGGCCCCCCAAAAAAUGUUUCUUUCAAAAUUUGUAAAAAAAAUUAGUCGAAGCCUCUAAGUGAUUUGUUCUGCAUAUGCCAGUAAUAAAUAACACAGCGUUUUUGUUAAAAAUGUGAUCUUGCCUGCAAUAAAAGUUUCUGAUCUCUUUGGUGUAAUGUUGGGCUGCAAAAAACUACUGCUGAGGUAAAAGAAUCAUAUUACCUGCUGUAUUGAUGCAUUAUUAAUUGGGCAAUAGAAAGUAGUGCUUAAUUAGUCUACAAGUCUUGCAUGUCACUUGAAGUGAGCCUCUACCCGAGAAAUACUGAAGAACCAGCAUUUUGUGGCACAUAGUAAAUGGGUUUUCUUACAUAGCUGGUGCUUAGUAUGGUUGUAAAAAAACAAAACAAAACAAAUGCUGUAAGCUGUGCAGGCUUUUAGUGAUAUUUCUACUGUUACUAACCAUGUGUGUUUUCCACUGAGAAAUUAAAAUCGUUUAUGUAA